AACCUUCUCCUGGCUUCCGCGUCACCGGAUACGUUCAUCUCCCGUCGUCUCCCAUUACGAAUUAUUCUUCAUUCUUCAUUCUUCAUUCUUCAUUCGUUGACCUUCCCUUACUUUUACUCCCUCUUAGAUCAAUUUUCUGACCAAAUUUAUCAAUAUUUUCAUUAUCCUAUCCGAUUUUGUUCUUCUACUCCUGCAGUUUCAGAUCAAACAUGGAAACUCUGUCAAGCCUAUUUAAAAUCUCGGUUACAUGGAGGGGAAAGAAGUUUGCUGUGGAGAUGAAUUCAGGUGCCACUGUGAAGGACCUAGGGCAGGAAAUGCAGAAAUUAACAAAUGUCCAAGAAGAUACUAUGCGGUUCAUUGUUCCACUGAGCUCUGGGAAAAACUCAAAGCUUCUGGCUCCAUUUUCUGUAGAGCAUGCUUGUUUAAGUUUGUUGGAAACUGCCAUUACUGAGGCCAAGACAAUUAAAAUGAUGGGUGUGUCAUCAAAUGAAGUUGAAGAAGUUCUUCAAAAUGCGAAAGCAAAUUUCAGAAUUGCUGGAUUUGAGGACGAGGAGAAGAGAAUGAAACAGAGGGUUUCACAUGGAUCUCGUUUUUCAUUGAAACUUCCACAAGGUCCUUAUAUUUUUUGUGAAUUUCGGACAUUUGAAAUUCCAGGAAUAGAGCUGAAUCCUCCCCCCUCUGAGGCACUUAGAAGAAUGCACAUGCUUGCUGCAGAUCCUGGAAUUAUUGCAGUCAUGAACAAGCAUUGUUGGUGUGUAGGAAUAAUGAGCGAGAUGGCUCCCGUUGGUUAUGUUGGCAAGAGUCCAAAAUGUCUUCUUGGUUUGAACAAGAAUCAGGGAGAGGAGAUAUCAUUGCGUCUUCGAACGGACGACCUCAAAGGUUUCAGGAAGUAUGAAAGUAUCAAGAAAACACUACUGCAUGAACUUGCUCACAUGAUACACACUGAACAUGAUGCAAACUUUUAUGCUCUAAAUAAGCAGUUAAAUCAAGAAGCUGCUAAUUUGGAUUGGACUAGAUCUGCAAGCCACACUCUGAGUGGAGUAAGGAAUUCUGAAAUCCAUGAAGAAGAUUUUAUAGCCGAAAGUAGCGAUGUUCGCCAGAAGCUUGGAGGUAACAGGAUAGAUCAGCUGAGAAGUGCCCGUGAAUCUUCUAUCAGUGCUGCUUAUCUUCGGAUGGCUAAUGUUUCUCUCAAUAAGUCGGGAGGUUCUGAAGUAUAUCAAGAGCUGGAUCCCGAUUAUUCUAGCGUUCAUGCAAGUGAAAAUCCUGAUCAUAUGAUAUCCUUUUCCAAAGAAAUCGUAGCUAAUGACACGCCCAUCCUUGUUGAGAAAGGACUUAGCAGUGAACCUGAUGCACAUGAUGAUACUAUUAAAGGAAUGAAGCAGGAGCCUGAUCCAGAUGAUUCUGAUCAUGCAGAGACUUUGCAUACUCAGACCAGUGACAUGUAUUCAGCUACAAUGCAUGUAUCUAGAGAACCUGAUCCGGAUGAUUCAGAAUCUUCUUUGAAGUCAGUUAAUGCAAGUCAAGAUACAAGUAACAUGGCUGAACAUGACCUCGAUGAUCCUGUCUUUCCCACUCCAAGCUUUUCUACAAUGCAGAUCGAUGAGCCAGAUCCUGAUGACCAAGAAUUUCAGAGGAUUAAUGAUCCUGUAACUGCUGUUUGUAACCGUUUACAGAUGGCCCUGGAAAUUCUGAGAGGUGAAGCUACUCCAAUGCAAACUGCUUCAAUUGUCCAAACUCUCCUGAAAAUAGUCAGUAAUGUAAUUGAACACCCUGAGGAGAUGAAAUACAAGAGGUUGCGGAAGGCUAAUCCAGUCAUUGAGAGGAAUAUCAUUGGUAACAAAGCUGCCUUGGAAAUUCUCUUUCUGGUUGGCUUCAGUGAAGAUGUCAUAAUGGACAAUCUUGGGAAGCCAGAAGUGUAUUUGGUGCUGAAGCGGAAUGACCCUGGCUUGUUGUGGCUGGCAAAAUCCACCCUUCAAUCCCGCUAGCCCAUAACACAGUAAGAAAAGUUGUGACUGGAAAGAGAAUAGCUAUAUUCAUGUCCAAAAAAUUAUAUGCUAGCGCUCUGCAAAUAAGAUGGCCAUUGUGUUGUAUUUAGGUGGAGUUAAGUCCCAGAGUGUUGUUUCAAAUUGGCCGAAUGCAUUAAAUUAGUCGUCGAGAUUCCAAUUGCACUAAUUACACCCCUUAGAUUGGCAAAAGUGCAUUAUGUUAGUCUCCCAACCUUUUUCCAUCAAGGGACUCAUCAUGCUGUAGGGAUAAUGUAGUGCACUUUUGCAGAUCUCAGGGAUGCAAUUGGUGCAAUUAAGAUCUCGAACACCAUUUUAAUGCACGAAGCCAAUCUUAAGGAUUACUUUGGAGCUCAUUCUAUUUAGGUGAGGGGAAAUAUAUAUAUAUAUGUAUAUGUGUUGAAUUGUAAAGCCCAUUCGGAUGUAAUGUAAAUAGAAGGAUUAUGUUUGUGACAUUGAAAUCUUGAGGGGCACUGCAAGGCUUGGUUUAGUGGCAUUUGUAUAUGUCUUGCUAGAGUUUAUCACGGUUUAAAUCCUAGCUAUGACUAAAAAGUGGUUAUAUAGAACCUAUGACGGGGUGUGUGUUGUUAGGGUGUAACUUGACAAUAUAUAUAUCUUGAGGGAAGAAAAGUGGAUUAUAUCUUUACUGCAAGGAAUAAUAGAUUUCCUGUUGGUCACUGUA
Molecule: messenger RNA, 2685 nt
Organism: Arachis duranensis
Lineage: Eukaryota; Viridiplantae; Streptophyta; Magnoliopsida; Fabales; Fabaceae
Exons: 13
Coding region: 210-1985 (591 amino acids)
Source: RefSeq, a predicted model, not a curated record